AAUGAAGCUAAAAACAAAAGCUAAAAGCUAAGAACUGCUCUAAAGAAAGAAUCUGCUCGUGGAUGUCUAUUGCAAGUGAACUUACAGAUGUUCGAAAUGGCUCUAAGCCAAAACAUGGACAGUCUGUGAUCACUAGAAACUGAUCAAUUUUCAAAGUCACCUAAUUUUACAUAACAGAAAAGCUCUAAUACUGCAGAAGAGGAACGAUUUGCUUUUUGCCAUCUACUUUCUCCUAGAACAUGCAUUGAAUCAGCAACCAGCAUACACGACCGGUGCAGACUACAAACUUUCCUCAAUUCCCUUAAAAAUUUCACUUACUCAGAGCAUGAAUGGAGAAUCGAGCUCGCGCACACAUGUAUCGAAGGAUAGGGGAACGGUCGGACGGACCGAUUGAGCGACCCAUCGACGACAGCCAUGCUCGCAAGUCAACCGGACCGUAUAGCAAUAGUGAUAGCACUAGGAGUAAUAGUAGUGGCCUGGGUGUGAGCUGGUUGGGCCCUGCCACUCUCUCUUGAAUAGGAGAGGGGUGACGGCGUUCCUGCCCAGCAAGCAGCGAUAGGGCCGUACAGCGAGUACAGGGCCGAUGUGCAUUCGAGGCAUUUGCGCGUGCGAUUACGGAAAAAAGUGCUUCUCAUAUUCAGCAAACUGAGGCCAGUGGCAAGCCGAAGGCAGGCACAAGUAUAGUCUGAUACCAACCAAUACCACAACAUCAAUACGAACAAGAUUGACAAAUAUCACUGACUCACAUGUCUGUUAAUGAAGUCUACCUCCGUUAAUGUACCAUAGUAAUAACUGUUGUGUCGUAUAAUAGAACCAGCCUCAGAAGGACGAAAAGCGACAAUCGUAUAAGACGUGGGAAUGUGGUAGGAAAGAUAUACGGUGAACGAAGCUUGUUGACUAAAUACUUUUCAAGCUGUGUGAAUAACAGUGUGUGUGGCGGAAAACGGACGGAAGGCAGCGCAAUAACUUUGAAUAAACGAUCGCAAAGGCAAGGAACCGAUAUUGUUGUUUCUUCGCAUCGUAGGAAUAAACAUCUGGAAAAAAAGAAGCUGACAGCGAAAUAAUCGCAAGCGACAACAUAACGGCAGGACAUGGGCGAUGACAACUACGAAUAUUCAAGAGUACAUAAGCUGACAGAGGCUCAGAAAGGUGAACACAACGGCGUCAGAAUGGCGGCGGACUAUAGUAAUAAUCGGCGGUACUCCGCAACAGAUUCUAAACCUGGUAAGAAUCACCAGGAUAAUGAUGAAAGUACUCGCCUCGAGCGAACUCUCGGUCUUAUGAGCGGAGUGACCCUAAUCAUCGGAACGAUGAUUGGCUCAGGUAUAUUCGUGUCGCCCAAAGGCGUUUUUGAGCGGACCGGGUCCGUUGGACUGACGUUGGUCGUCUGGGCAGGUUGCGGACUGCUAUCGCUAUUCGGAUCGCUAAGCUUCGCCGAGUUGGGAACAAUUAUUAACAAAAGUGGCGGUGACUAUAUUUACAUCUACGAAUGCUUCCGCGGCUACUGUGGUGGCUCAAUUCCAGCUUUCAUUCACGCAUGGACAUUUGUACUCCUGCUCAAGCCGGCGUCACUCGGCAUUAUGGCGCUCUCAUUCGCCAAAUACUUAGUUGCCCCAUUUUUCCUCACAUGCAGUGACAUCCCUCAAGAGCCAAUGAAACUGAUUGCGCUUGCCUGCAUAGCUCUGGUGACUUACAUCAACUGUGCAAGCGUCAGUGUUGCUUCGCGUAUUCAAACGGUGUUUACCAUCGCGAAGCUGUCUGCAAUUGUAGCCAUCAUUCUAGGAGGCUGCUACUGGAUAGCUAUGGGGCGAAUUGAGCAUCUUGCCAAAGGUUUUGAGGGCUCUACCACGUCGUUCAGCGACAUUGCCACAGCGUUCUACUCUGGGCUCUGGGCUUACGAUGGUUGGAACAACCUCAAUUAUGUUACUGAGGAGCUCAUCAACCCCUAUGUUAAUCUUCCCCGCGCUAUCUGGAUUGCAAUACCUAUGGUAACGCUAUGCUAUGUACUCAUUAACGUCGCCUACCUGACUGUCCUCUCCAGCGUCGAAUUCCUCGCAUCUGAAGCUGUUGCAGUACGUUUCGGUAACCAGGUGUUUGGUUCUGCAGCAGCUUUCAUUGCUCUAUGUGUAGCAGCCUCAACAUUCGGUUCUUCUAAUGGCUCCACUUUCACUGCUUCGAGGAUCUCGUUUUCCGCGGCACGGGAAGGUCACCAACUUGCUUUGCUCUCAUACAUACACAAGGAUCGUCUAACUCCAUGUCCCGCACUCAUAGUGAACGGUGUUUUGGGUGCCAUCUUGAUUUUGAUCAGUGACAUCGCUAGCCUCAUCGACCUGUUCGGUUUUGCAGCCUGGUUAUUCUACGGACUCGCCACCUUUACACUCAUUGUGUUCAGAUUCACAAGGCCCGACGAUCACCGACCUUACAAGGUGAACAUCGCGAUUCCAAUAAUUACUUGCAUUGUAGCUAGCUACCUUGUUGUAGCUCCAAUUGUGCGAAACCCGCAGAUCGAGUACCUCUACGCCUGCGCCUUCAUGGCUUCUGGAUUGAUAUUCUAUGUGCCCUUUGUACACUUCAGGCUGAGACUUUCCAUUAACCGUUAUAUCACAACACUUGUCCAGUGCGUACUUCAUGUUAUUCCCACGACUCAAUCCGACGAGGAAAUCAGAUAAUGAAGAUUCCCGCGUCAGUGAUUUUUCACGUUGGAUUACUUUGUUACCGAAAAAUGCAAUUAGACGAUUAUUUUUCAAGCAAUUUUGUUACCUACCGUUCUGGGGGUUAUUUUCAUGAACCGGAAAAAAUGUGACUAACCCACGUUUUUACGCAUGAAAUCUAUCAUACUGCUUAUGCCUGCGAACAGCCAAAAACUGUUAGCCAAGACAUAAAUGGCACCAAAUCUUUCACCUAAAAUUCAUUACUAUCAUUGUACAGAACAUACAAAAUAGAAGGCACAUCAUAAACGCUGUAGUUUGUACUUAGUUACAAGAGCUUAAAAAAAGCUCCAUUCGGCUGAAUUUAUAAAAGAUUGGUGCGGGUGAGCAAGCAGUGGAUAAAAAAUGUACUAUACCUUAACACUUAGAAAUAAACGUUGGU
This is a messenger RNA of Varroa destructor (honeybee mite), 3090 nucleotides long. Its product is annotated as b(0,+)-type amino acid transporter 1-like. Gene Ontology annotation, molecular function: L-amino acid transmembrane transporter activity. Gene Ontology annotation, cellular component: membrane. The record is from RefSeq and is a predicted model, not a curated record. NCBI's taxonomy places the organism in Eukaryota, Metazoa, Arthropoda, Arachnida, Mesostigmata, Varroidae. Gene Ontology annotation, biological process: amino acid transmembrane transport.